CUCUCAGUCACAGCCCAAGCCUUUGUCACCCUCGGCACCAAUGACCUCUAUUGUCAAGGAGCGUUAGUUCUCGGCAGAUCGCUAAGAAAUCAUAAAACAUCCCAUCAGCUGGUGGUCAUGGUGACGUCGGAGGUUACAAGUCGAAUGAGGGGAAUCCUCCAGGAAGUUUUUGAUGAAGUAGUUGAAGUGGAUGUCUUAGACAGCGCAGACACGGUACGCCUGUCUUUGUUGAAGAGACCAGAACUUGGGGUGACCUUCACCAAGAUCCAGUGCUGGACCCUUACACAGUACAUAAAGUGCGUGUACAUGGAUGCUGACACCAUCGCUCUCUGUAACAUAGAUGGGUUGUUUGACCGAGAGGAGUUCUCAGCUGCCCCUGACUCUGGUUGGCCGGAUUGCUUCAACAGUGGAGUGUUUGUGUUCAGACCAUCCAUGGAGACCUUUGGUCGGCUUCUUAAGUAUGCAGAAGAUCACGGCAGCUUUGAUGGAGGUGACCAAGGACUAUUGAAUAGUUUCUUUAGCAACUGGGCAACGGCGGACAUCAGCAAACACCUCCCUUUUAUCUAUAACUUGAGUAUCAGUUCUAUUUACACGUACUCACCAGCAUUUAAACAAUUUGGCUCCGAGGCGAAGGUGGUUCAUUUCAUUGGCACCCCUAAGCCCUGGAACUGUAAAUAUAACCCGCAAACCAAAUGGAUUGUAGAAGAUGAAUCUCUGAGUGGAAAUCAGCAUCUGUCAUUCCUGGUUCUCUGGUGGCAGACUUACAUAUCGGAUGUUCUACCGCUAUUAACAGAGCAGCAGGUGCCAGACGUUCCUGAGAAUAAGGUGAAUGUGAUUAGUAAUCGUUUCGUAUCGAAAAAAUUUGUAAGCCGAAACGCGGUUUCCCAUAGGAAUGCAUCGAAAACCAAUUAA
Staurois parvus is the source of this 912-nucleotide messenger RNA. Lineage: Eukaryota; Metazoa; Chordata; Amphibia; Anura; Ranidae. The record is from the annotation of a GenBank genome assembly.